AUGGAGUUCAAAUGGUCUACCCCAACGCGACGCUCCCCCACCGGGCAGGAUCUGCCCAUCAUCCCCAACGAGAUCUACAUCGCCAUCCUCGAAUCCUUCGUCCCUUCGUCCCGCUUCCCAAAAACAAGCGAGAUCAGGACCCUGCGCAGCUUCGCCGUCGCAUGCCGCUUCUUCUGCCACCUCGCUCUCCCACGCAUGUUCGAGCGCCUCCUGUUCGACGGCUCCGGCGACCCGCGCAAGAUGGGCGCAUUCAACUCGGGCGGCUGGGCGCACGCCGUCAUCACCGGCAAGCCCCCCGCGCUCACGACCGCGGCCUUCGUCAAGUGCGUCGUGUUCCAGAACUGGACGGACGACGCGCUAGGCACGCACAUCCCCAUGCGCGGCUGGCUGUCCCAUCUCGUGGGCUUCCACUGCCAGGCGCUCGAGGCGAUGCCGAACCUCGAGGCUGUCGUAUUUUCGAGGGCGGAUGUCACGGUGGACCAUGUCAGGGCGCUCAGGAAUCUGCAGAAACUGCGUGUGUUGGAGUUCAGGGGCCGAAACACGUGGGAUGUGGCAAAGCUCGAAAACGAUGAUGAUGCAUACGGGGAUGGAGGUCUCGGAGAUCCGCGUGCCGAGGGCGGUUUCGGGGCUUACAUUGAGCGUGUCGUGAUCGACGAUGAGAUAGAGGAGGAGGACGUUGAUGGGGACCAGUAUACGUCAUUACCGCUGCCAGACUGGGGAUCCAAAGCGCUUGCUGCAUGUCCGAAGCUGCGCAGUCUUGUCCUGGACAGCAUCGACAUGCUCGUGACGCUCGGAAACUGUUUGAAGGUCGAGGCGGCCAUACAGGGAGAGGCGUCCGUGACCACAGUUGAUGGCUCCGCACCGCUGGCGACGCGAAAGGUUCUGGAUCUGGAGCUUAACCUACCCUUAGUGUACGGAGGCCGGGAAGAGAGAUAUGUCCUGGACGUUUUCACAAGCGGCGGAGCUUGGGCACUCUCCUACCUGUCUAUAGAAAGUCUCAGGAUAGUCGUCCCUCCACAGUACGCGAAACAAGUGUUCGUCGACCAUGGAGUACAAACGAUCGUCGAGGCCAUCACCAAAACAGCGACCGCCAGGCUUCUCAAACUCGUUCGACUCGAGAUUCUCACUCUAGGCCACACAUUUGCAGGGCCGAAAAGGCUCGAUAUGGAAACGCUCACAACAUUGGCGUCGGAUAUCUGCCCGAGGUUGGAACGCUUGUAUUUUGGAGGCAUGACCUGGACAAUCAAGAGGGAGUAAGCUUGCUGCCAGGUUUACGACAUAAGAGCGGCGUUUUCUUGUAUCCAGAUGCCUUCAAGCUCGGCUCGCUAGGCUCGAGCACUCCGUUUCUCAAAUCCAUCCUUUUGUUUCGAAUUUUUCUUGUCCCUGCUGCUUUUUUGUUGUUGUUUGAUUCUUCGAAUCAGUAUAUCGCUAUCAAAAUGCUGUCUCUGCUAUGUUCGCUAUGAAACCUAUCCAUACCUCGCUUAUAUCGCGCAUCUUGUAUUUGAUUUUGUCUUCGCCUCUCGCCUCAUACCUCUUGUAUUUGUUUGCAUCCUCUCUAAACAAUAUGCAUUACCGUCUCA
Coniophora puteana RWD-64-598 SS2 is the source of this 1580-nucleotide messenger RNA. RefSeq lists its product as uncharacterized. The coding region runs from base 1 to 1257 and encodes 418 amino acids. Lineage: Eukaryota; Fungi; Basidiomycota; Agaricomycetes; Boletales; Coniophoraceae. The record is from RefSeq and is a predicted model, not a curated record. The transcript has 3 exons.